Messenger RNA from Physeter macrocephalus (sperm whale), 588 nucleotides. RefSeq names its product high mobility group box 2 (gene HMGB2). Gene Ontology annotation, biological process: regulation of transcription by RNA polymerase II. Lineage: Eukaryota; Metazoa; Chordata; Mammalia; Artiodactyla; Physeteridae. The transcript has 5 exons. The record is from RefSeq and is a predicted model, not a curated record. The coding region runs from base 151 to 588 and encodes 145 amino acids. Gene Ontology annotation, cellular component: nucleus. Gene Ontology annotation, molecular function: DNA binding, bending.
AAACAAGAGACGGAGGAUUGCGUUAGCGACAGACCAGUUCACGCCGGAGCCGCGGCUAGCAGCGUCGCGGUCGGACUCGGCCGCUGCGCGGUACUCUGAGGAAAAGCUACCGCCAGGUGGACGCGCCGCCGCCGCCGCAGCAGCAGCAUCAUGGGGAAGGGCGACCCCAACAAGCCGCGGGGCAAGAUGUCCUCGUACGCCUUCUUCGUGCAGACCUGCCGGGAGGAGCACAAGAAGAAACACCCCGACUCCUCGGUCAACUUCGCCGAGUUCUCCAAGAAAUGUUCCGAGAGAUGGAAGACCAUGUCUGCCAAGGAAAAAUCCAAGUUUGAAGAUAUGGCAAAAAGUGACAAAGCUCGCUAUGACAGGGAGAUGAAGAAUUAUGUUCCUCCCAAAGGUGACAAGAAGGGAAAGAAAAAAGAUCCCAAUGCGCCUAAAAGGCCUCCAUCUGCCUUCUUCCUGUUUUGCUCCGAACAUCGCCCGAAGAUCAAGAGCGAACACCCUGGCUUAUCCAUUGGCGAUACUGCCAAAAAAGAAGAGGAGGAAGAAGAUGAAGAUGAGGAGGAAGAGGAUGAAGAUGAGGAAUAA